Thlaspi arvense is the source of this 983-nucleotide messenger RNA. NCBI's taxonomy places the organism in Eukaryota, Viridiplantae, Streptophyta, Magnoliopsida, Brassicales, Brassicaceae. The record is from the annotation of a GenBank genome assembly.
AAUUUGACGACGGAAGAAAGAGAAGGAAUUUAGGUUCACGGCGAGGCCGCCAUCGACGGCGAAUUCAGGGUUCGUUCAUAGUUAGCAUUAGAAGUCUCCGACUCCGUUUUGCGAUUGCGAGACGCUAAUGAAUCAGAAGGAUGCUAAUCAUUCAGGAGAAGUUGGUCGUACUCUGGUGGAGUUUUUGGAAGUAGCCAUCACAAUGAUUGUUUACGUAAAAGGUUUAUAUCCAUCUGCGGCAUUUGAAAGGCGGAGAUAUAUGAAUGUGGUGGUGCAAAGGGCAAGCCAUCCUGAGCUACGCGACUACAUCCACUCUGCUGCUUCUGGGCUUCUCCCUUUCAUCGAAAAGGGUCUUGUUGAAAGAGUAGCAGUCAUAUUUUACAGUAAGGACAAUGUUCCUGUGGAGAGGUUCAUCUUCAAACUCACGAUUAAUCUGUCUUCCGCUGCUUCAGUAGAAGAGGGUCAUCUGGAAUUUGCGCUUAGGUCCUUCUUAGUCAAGCUCUCCGUCUCAAAAUCUCUUGUCAAGCCUCUUCCUCAUCACUGUAGAUGGGAGGUGACGGCGUAUCUGAGGUCGCUUCCUGAAGUGGGUUCAAGCAAAGAAAGCGAGCUAUGGAUUCCAACAGAUACAAAGCAGUGGCAAAAGCCGGCAGUUAUCACGCCGGUCAAAUCUCUGGACAGCGAGCCACUCUGCUUACAGCUUUACUUGGAACACCCAAGUUUGUCUGAACCACAACCUUGUCAAGCCCAAUCUUAAACUAACAAGAAUCGACAGGAGACGACAAUGAAAACGAUCUGUAUUUUUUUACAUUACCACAUAUUGGUAAACAUAGUUUCCUAAAGUAGAAAAUUACAUUGAUAAAAGCAGUGUAAUUUUCGUAACACCUGAUUAAAAGGGAUAUAUUACAUUCGUAAGACCCAGAGUUACUAAAAAAAAAAUUAUUGUCAUAAAGCUAGAUUAAUAUGCUAUAAAAGAUGGAUUGAUA